This is a messenger RNA of Patella vulgata (common limpet), 2942 nucleotides long. Its product is annotated as homeobox protein prospero. Gene Ontology annotation, molecular function: DNA-binding transcription factor activity, RNA polymerase II-specific; RNA polymerase II cis-regulatory region sequence-specific DNA binding. The coding region runs from base 36 to 503 and encodes 155 amino acids. Gene Ontology annotation, biological process: regulation of transcription by RNA polymerase II. Lineage: Eukaryota; Metazoa; Mollusca; Gastropoda; Patellidae. The record is from RefSeq and is a predicted model, not a curated record. The transcript is spliced from 3 exons. Gene Ontology annotation, cellular component: nucleus.
CUUAACCCAAACUUUACACCUCAACUUUAACCCCGAUGCACUUGAGGAAAGCCAAGUUGAUGUUCUUCUAUUGUCGAUAUCCUAGUUCCGCCAUCCUAAAAGUCUACUUCCCAGACAUCAAAUUUAACAAGAAUAAUACAGCACAAUUAGUGAAAUGGUUCAGUAAUUUCAGAGAGUUCUUUUACAUACAAAUGGAGAAGUAUGCCCGUCAAGCUUUAGCUGAAGGUUGUAAACAUGCUGAUGAACUUCAUGUAUCACCAGAUUCUGAAUUAUACCGUGUCCUUAAUCUGCAUUAUAAUAGAAAUAAUCAAAUUGAGGUUCCUGAUAAUUUUAGAAGAUGUGUACAAGGAAGUCUUCGGGAAUUUUUCCGUUCUAUAUAUAGUGGCAAAGAUGCAGAACCAUCUUGGAAGAAGGCUAUUUAUAAAGUUAUUGCCCGAUUGGACGAUACUUUACCAGAAUAUUUUAAAUCACCAAAUUGGAUGGAACAAUUAGGAGAAGUGUAAAAAGUCUUGAAAGUGAUAAACUCUUAGCAUCAAUAAAACAGUUCUUGUAAAUUGGGUAUCAAGAUAGUUCUUGUAAAUUAUUUAACAUAGUUUUCCACUAGAAUAUAUACAUUUAUAUCUUCAUUAUUAUUUUGGAAUACAAUCAUCAAUGUAAUGUAAAAAUGCAUUCUUCAGAUUCACAACUGUUGACAUAAUUUCUGUCAAAUCAAGUUCUAUCUGUAUAUUUGUAAAUUAAAAGUUUGUUAUUAUUAUUAUUAUUAUUAUUUAUGUUAUAAUAGUGUGAAUGUGUAUGUAAUACAUGUGUAUUUAUAAUAAUGCACAUGUUUCUGAUUCAAAUAAAUAGUUACCUAUGUAGAUACAAAAAAACCAAAUAGCGUGUUCCCUAGUCAUAAAGCUUGACCUAAGAGAAGUUUACUAGAAUGGAUCCAUGAAAUCCAUUAGUAUUGACAUUUUUACAAAUCAAUCAUAUAAUAUUUGGUGCAGUUAUCUAUCUCAUGUACAUGUGUAUAUAAUUAUAUAUCAUAAAUAUGUUGUUUUAUUAUUUAUUUUGUAUUUAAAUUUGGAUUAGUUUUGUAAGAUCAUUGUCUGAGAAUAAGAAGUCUACAGACAUUGUAAUGGAAAGGAUAACUGGAAGGAUGUUAAUUAAAAAAAUUUGUUGUACCUCAAUAUAUUCUAGUAUAUUAGUUUAGUGAUCAGGUUCAGUUGGAUUAUUAUACAUUUGAUACUCCAACCAUCCAUUCUAUUAUUAUCAUUUUGUAGACAUGACCUUUUUAAUUAAUUGUUUGUGAGACAUAUAGUUGUUUAAUAAUAUGUUCUCUCUUGUGACAUGCAUAAUGGUUUUUGUACUAUACAAAUAAUUUUAAGUCAAUUUUCAAUUUAUCUAUUUAUUUUUUGGGGGUGGGGGUGGGGAAUAGCUGCAAUAUAUUUCACCUCAUACAAUAUUUAAUCUAGUAUUAUACUCAUGAUAUUUAUUUUCACAAGUUUAUUUGUUUAUGAUUUUAUAAUAAACAGCAUAAUUUGAGACAAGGUACAAUUUUAUGGAUACACAAUUACUGAGUUUAAUACUAAGUGAUGUUUCAAUGAGGAUACUUUGGUUCUUUUUCAGUGCUUAUCCAGUUUUUUUCACAGUCUAAUUAUACAUUUUACAUAUCUUGGUUUUCAGUACUUAACUUUCAUGAUUUUACCCUUGCUUCAGAGAUCACUCUGGUUCACUCAUACUCCCAUAAAUACACACUUCUCUUUAAAUUAUUGUUGAUCUAUAUAGCUCAGGUUAAUUGGUUUCCCAUUAAUAGUGUUAAUACAUUGAACAUACAUAUUAUGAUUGCCCUCUUUUUAAUCACUGUAAGAUUUUCCGCUGUGUGGGUUUAGUUGUUAAUGGCCCCCUUUAUCAAAGGUGUUAAGUUUUAAUUGUAUUUGGUUGUUAUUUUUGUUGCAUAUUCUGUAUAUAUUUGCCUAACAUUCACAUACCUGUAUCAUUUGCUUGAUAAAGACGAGAGUAUCCUCAUCGAAACAUUGUUUACUAUUAAACUCAGUAAUUAUGUAUCCAUAAAAUUGUACCUUGUGUUAAUAUGUUCAAUUGCUAAAUGCCAAUCAAAGAAGCAUAAUUUGAAUUCCAGUUCUAGUCAUAUUUUUGGUAAUACAAAAUCACCUUAUUUAGUGACAUUUAUUUUAUCGCUAAAAUAGCAUAAUUUCAUUUUGAUAUUAUUAAUUUAAAUCAUUAUAUUAUAUGCCAUAACUUGUCAAUUAUCAUUCCUAUUUUUAGGAGUUUGCAUGCAUUAUUAUUCCUUCAUAAUUAAUACCACCAUUCUUUCCUUGUUAUAUAAUAUUAUAUUCUUUCAAAAUUUACCUACCAAAUAUCAUUUCAUUAUUAUUUAUGUUUUUUCAUUCCUUAAAUUGAAUUUGUCAUUCCUUAAAUUGAAUUUGUCAUUCCUUAAAUUGAAUAUGCUAUUCCUUAAAUUGAAUAUGCUAUUCAUUAAUAUUUGAUCAUGCCAUUUCUUAAUAUUAUAACUAUAUCAUUCCAUUCCUUAAUUACCAUAGUGAGAUUCAAAACCAUUAAAUUUAUUUUCUAGUCAUUUUUGCAGAAAACUAAACAUUUGUAGUCAUUAAAGUGUGUUUGCUAAAUAUUUGUAGUUCGAAAAAAAAUCUGUUAGCUUAAAAUGUAAAUGUUUCUUAAAUCUUUGUUAUUUUUUGUUUCUGAAAGGUGAUUUAGAUUUCCAAAUAGUGGUAGAUUUGUUGAUCUGUAAAUAUAAAACAAAAUUUAUAAAUGUACAAAUAAAUUUCCAAACCUUUUCAUAAAUAUACCAAUUAUUAUAUUCUAUGUACCUACAUUAUAUAUACAUUAUAUACUAUUUUAUAAUCCUAUCAUUUGUUUUUCUAUCUUACAUAAUGCUUCUCCUGUUGAACAUUGUCAACUUUUCAGAUGUAGUUAAAUAAAUAGCU